CAAAUAUAUAUUUUCACGAGUUAAAUAAUAUUUUUAAGAAAUGAGCCACCUGUUUUAAAAAUCUCUUCGCUCCAAGUGAAUCGGGUUUUGCCAUUGCCCCAGACUUGAAAUUUCCAAAUUUCGCUUCGCUUUUCAUUUUGAUUCUCCAAGCAAAGAGCUCACUGAUUCCCUCUCUCUCUCUCUCUCUCUCUCUCUCUCUCUCUCUCUCUCUCUCUCUCUCUCUUAUUUGGCUCAUUGCGUUAGGGUUUUUUUUUUUUUUUUAAAUGAAGUCUUCGUUUGGUAAACUUCGAAGAUUUGCUCUCCACAAGAACGAUGGAAAGGAUAAAUUAGAUUUUUUAUCAGCGGCUCAUUUGGAUGAGCUCGCUCAAGCAGCUCAGGAUAUGCAGGAGAUGAGAAAUUGCUAUGAUAGCUUACUUUUGGCAGCUGCAGCAACAGCUAACAGUGCAUAUGAAUUCUCAGAGUCACUGCAAGAAAUGGGCUCCUGUCUGCAAGAAAAAAGACUGCUACCUGAUGAUGAAGAAAGCCGUAGGAUCCUGUUAAUGUUGGGGAACUUGCAGUUUGAACUCCGGAAACUUGUGGAUAAUUAUCGCUCCCAUAUAUUGCUGACAAUUACAAAUCCGUCUGAGUCACUUCUAAAUGAGCUUAGGACUGUUGAGGAUAUGAAGCGGCAGUGUGAUGAGAAAAGAAAUGUCUAUGAAUACAUGGUGACACAACAGAAGGAAAAAGGAAAGUCCAAAGGUGGAAAAGGGGAAACUUUCACUUUGCAACAGUUGCAAACAGCUCGUGACGAAUAUGUUGAAGUGGCAACCCUUUGUGUUUUCCGAUUGAAAUCUCUGAAGCAAGGUCAAUCCAGAAGUCUUGUAACACAAGCUGCUCGUUACCAUGCAGCUCAGUUGAAUUUCUUUAGGAAAGGACUUAAAUCACUUGAGGCAAUUGAACCUCAUGUUAGGCAAGUUACAGAACAGCAUCACAUUGAUUAUCAAUUCUGUGGCCUUGAAGAUGAUGAUGGGGAAGAUGGUGAGAUUGCUUAUGACCCAAACAAGGAUGUGGAAUUAAGUUUUGACAAUAGAGCUAAUGAGAAGGAGUUUGAUGUUACUUCUGCAUCAAUGAAUUCAAUGGAGGUAGAUGAAGUAAGUACUUCAUUUCCCCAAACUUUGAAGAUGGAAAAUGCAGAGGCAAACCCAGUGAAAAGCCAUGGGGAUUUCCAGGUCUCAAGUAGGGAUCAUAGAGUGAGUAGCCAUUCAGCCCCCAUAUUUCCAGAAAGGAAGCUUGAUGCUGCUGAAAGAGUAAAACAGAUGCUUCAGUCAUCUACAAGAACGUCCAACACAUAUGUUCUUCCAACACCAAAUGAUUCAACAUUUGCAGUUUCUUCAAGAACAAAUAGCUCCAUUUCACACACAAAACCUACAAAUGUAGCUGGGCAUCCAUACAAUACAUGGCAUUCUUCCCCGCUAGAGCAAAAGAAUCGUGAGAAAGAUUCUGGCGACGGUCAACCAUCAGAGUUUACCAUCUUGAAUUCUGAGUCAGGUCUCAAGGAGACCAACAGUAGUAAUAGUACCUCUACACAACUACCCCCUCCUUUGUCUGAAGGACGAGAAUCUACCCAGUUGGAUUCCACUGAAGCCAAAAAAAUAAAAAGAAAAGCUGUUUCUGGUCCAUUAACUAGUAAACAAUUGUCAACAAAGCCAAUUUUAUCGGCAACCAGUUCCAUCCCAUCAGCUGAACUUCCUCAUUUAGCUUCUGCAGUAUUUUCUCAUUUAACAAUUCCUCGAUCAUUAUCACCUCCCAGAGUAUCCCCAAGUGCAUCACCUCCCCUUGUUUCUUCACCCAGAUUAAACGAGCUUCAUGAGCUUCCAAGGCCGCCUAAUAGUUCAGCUGCCAAGUCAGCAAAAUCUCCUUCCUUGGUUGGUCACUCUGCUUCUCUAAUCUUGAGAAAUCAAGAGCUUUCUGCAAGUAAUAUUUCUCCACUGGCAGUAAGUGGAGCAUCUCGUCUACCGACUCCACCUUUGAUAGUACCGAGAAGCUUCUCUAUGCCAACUAGAAAUCAAAGAGCAACGUUUUCCAGGCUUUUGGAGGCUUCACAAGUUCCAGAUAAGGAUGGAGAAGUUGCAUUGCCUUCGUCAAUGCCCACUAAACCAAUACCCAGUGUUUCUGAAGUGGCAUCUCAUUCUGGCCAAAUCAGAGGUGGGAGCUGAGAAAGCUGAUUCAUUUGUGACGGGUUGAAUCUUUAACCAGAAAGUUGGAAUAGAUGAGGUUUGGUGUGCAAAUAUGAGGUUUAUCGACAUGGUUAGCUAAGUUUCUCAUGCCAAAUCUUGGUUAGGCUGGCAGGAAUAUCUAUUUGUUGAGAACUAAUGAUAAGAAGUGCACAAGAUUGGAGUGAUUGUUUGUUGUUGCAUACCACGUAUAUUGUCCACUGUUCACAUAAGGAAAUUGUGUUUUUUGUUGUUUGAUAUACGCCGCCAUGGAAGCCUCCCAAAGUGAAAAAAAGAUUUGGCAUUUGCAUUAGAUAAGCCACCCAGAACCAAGUGAAACAAUUUUGCUUCUCAAAUACUGGCUCUGGACGGCUGCAAUGUAAUGCCAUGCAAUUUGUCCCUUGUAGCAUAUGUUGUUAUACUGGAAUUGGAUUGGUUUUGUAUCAUCCACCACCCAACCAACCUGGAAACUACUUCCUUUUCUCUCUGUCCAAUACAAACAUCUAAUUUGGUUAACUUUGUAAAUUUGGUUUUUGGAAAGAGUAAAUUAAAGCUGAAA
Molecule: messenger RNA, 2751 nt
Organism: Gossypium arboreum
Lineage: Eukaryota; Viridiplantae; Streptophyta; Magnoliopsida; Malvales; Malvaceae
Exons: 11
Coding region: 264-2195 (643 amino acids)
Source: RefSeq, a predicted model, not a curated record